Molecule: messenger RNA, 749 nt
Organism: Rosa rugosa (rugosa rose)
Lineage: Eukaryota; Viridiplantae; Streptophyta; Magnoliopsida; Rosales; Rosaceae
Product: 18.1 kDa class I heat shock protein-like
Exons: 1
Coding region: 86-562 (158 amino acids)
Biological process (GO): response to heat; response to salt stress; protein complex oligomerization
Source: RefSeq, a predicted model, not a curated record
GAUUCUCUUCACCAAUCAGAGUAAGCACAAAAAUCUGCCAUGUGACCCAAAUUUUCUCGAACUUAUUCAUCGUCAAAACAGUACAAUGUCGCUUAUCCCCAAUUUCCGACGUAACAGCAACAUCUCUGACCCCUUUUCCCUCGAUCUCUGGGACCCCUUCAAGGAUUUUCCAUUCCCUUCUUCAUCGCUCUCUCCUUUUCCCGAAUUUCCUCGCGAAAAUUCGGCUUUUGUCAACACUAGGAUCGACUGGAAGGAGACCCCGGAAGCCCAUGUGUUCAAGGCUGACAUUCCGGGGCUGACGAAAGAAGAGGUCAAGGUCGAGGUAGAAGAUGACAGGGUGCUUCAGAUCAGAGGAGAGAGGAAAAUAGAGAAGGAGGACAAGAACGACACCUGGCACCGGGUCGAGAGAAGCAGCGGCAAGUUCUCCAGAAGGUUCAGGCUUCCUGAGAAUGCCAAGAUAGAUGAAAUCAAGGCUGCUAUGGAGAACGGGGUUCUCAGCGUGACUGUUCCGAAGGCGGAGGUGAAAAGGCCUGAUGUUAAAACCAUUCAAAUCUCUGGUUAAAAUUCCAGAAAUUAGGAUCAAUUCUCUCUUACUUGUCGUCCUAUAAAUAUCGUUGUGAGUACUUAUAAGAGUCGUAUAUUGUUCUUGGUGUGUAUCAUUGUCAAUGUGUGACCGUGUGUCAAUGUAAUGGAUGUAUGAAUGUGUCUUGUAAUAUUAUGAACUAAUAGACUUAAACUUGUUUUGCUAA